Messenger RNA from Vollenhovia emeryi, 2538 nucleotides. Its product is annotated as gamma-tubulin complex component 2-like. Lineage: Eukaryota; Metazoa; Arthropoda; Insecta; Hymenoptera; Formicidae. The record is from RefSeq and is a predicted model, not a curated record. The transcript is spliced from 8 exons. Gene Ontology annotation, biological process: microtubule nucleation; spindle assembly; meiotic cell cycle. Gene Ontology annotation, cellular component: equatorial microtubule organizing center; gamma-tubulin small complex; spindle pole. Gene Ontology annotation, molecular function: microtubule minus-end binding; gamma-tubulin binding. The coding region runs from base 1189 to 2451 and encodes 420 amino acids.
AUUUGUUUUUACAGUUAGACUAUUUUAUUAAUCAAACUGUUGUAAUGCAAAAUAAUUGAUUGAUUUUGAAGAUUUAUGAUGAAAGAGUUUUGAAGAAACCUUAGUUAAGAUCCGAAAUUCACUAAGGUUUUCUUUAAUAAUUGCUCCGAUAGAACAAGAUAAUUGUAACACUUGUAUUAUAUGUAUCUGAAAUCUUUCUCCAAGAAGAAAGGAAAAUUCAAAGUAAUAUUAGUAUUUAAGUAAUUUUUAAAGCUCCGACCAAGCAAGUUUGUCAAGCAGCUUAUAAUUCGUAUAUAUGAUAUUCGUAAGAUAAGCUGGAGGGGAAAAAAAGGAAAAUUAAUGUGAUUUGGUAAGAUGGGUUAGGAGGGUAAAAUUAUUGUAUUUUGUUUCAAUAAAGUUUCUUUCUAUCUUGUCGCAAACGUCUGAUACAUUUUCUGCUUCGAAGGCAUCUCAUGGAAAGAAAAAGCGAGGUGGAGGAGGAAUUUGUUUCUUUUCCUUCAGUUUUGUGUGAAAUUUUACCGAGUCGAUGCUGUUGGCGCGACAAUCAUCGUUUGUUAUUUAAGAUUAUCUCAAAUGCAAUCUUGGAAUAUUAUUUCAUUUUGGAUGGAUGGAAUGUUCAGGCAGGACUAGACUUAAAAGUAGACCUUUUCGUUCAAUAACAUACUGCAAUGACUCGAUUAAUUUUUAAGGUAAGUGACUGGUCGAAGAUUUAAUUUCAACGUGUUAUUUAAAUUACGUAUCCACUUAACGAACCAUAUAUAUGUCGCUCCACAUGCUUAUUUCAGCAGCACGUGAAAGUGCACCUUUAUGGUAUUAAAUAUACAUAAGACACAUUUUGUUACUGAAAAUACGUAAGUUAUUAGUUAGUGUUCUUCAAAAUCUUUCAGAAUUCUGAUUGUAUCAGAUAUACGCAGUACCGAUCGAAAACAAAAAUGAUCCAGGAUAAAAGUAAAACCAUUUAAACAUAGAUAAAUGUAGUUAUAUAACAAUUAUAAUCACACGGUUUAAAUUAUUAUAAUAAAUAUGCAAUCAGAUAAAUUUUGUCGCGCGACACUGCGGUCCAAUGCAAUGUCUACGUGGUUCACGUUUGUUACGUGGAAAGUUUGCAUAAUUUGCAAGUAUUAUUGAAUGGGCCGAUUGCUCGUUCGGUGUUGAAAUUGCAGCUGACAUUCAGAGCAAUCCGGAACGAUGAGUGAAUUUAAAUUGCACCAUUUGAUAGUGCAGUUGAUUGAAUUGUUGGGUUCGGAGUCCGUCCCGGAGAGGCACUUGGAGAAGCUGCAGGAGAGCUCGGCGGCGAACGCGCUGAACGCCGUUGCUCCGCACAGCUGCAUCCAGCAUCUCGCCAAGAUCUCGUCCCAGCCAGAAUUGUUUGUGCAGAAGUACGAGGAGCUGAAGUCGAAAAAAGUAGAUCUGCUGGGUCCGUUCGUGCAGACUCUGGAGUUGAUAUCUCAAGACGAACAGCUGAAGAGAUACUUGUCGAGAUCCGUGCCGAGGGCGGUGGCCAGUUCCCUGAAGGAUCCGACCGUCACGCAGGAAGACUUGCCGAAGAUUUGCAAAACUGUAAUUAAAGCUGCUGUGGAAGGGGGGAAGAAAUUAAAUCAGCAAGUCUGUAGGAAAAGUGACGGCGCCUUGGUGAAGCACAAUUGGGUGGUGGAACGUCCACGUAUAACUUGGGACUUUCACAGUGACGCCGCCGUGACGCAUUAUCAAAAGGUCGUGCCGAUAAUUGUAUCUCAGGAAUCCAUACUUCUUUGGGACAUUUUGUAUUGCUUGAAAGGAAUAGACGGAUCGUACAUCGUCUCGGAACCAUUGACCAGUCCUUACGCUCUUAAAACUUUCACUAUACCGCCGGAUGUCGUUAAGGAAACGUCGCGAAAGAUUAUUAGAAAUCUAAAUAGUCGUCACGGGGGCAAAAUUGAGCGUGUUGAGUUUGAUUUUCUAGGUGUAUCAUUUAAACAAUUGGCGCAACAGAUAUUACCAUUAGCCGCGUACUAUUCCAUGACGGUGAGAUUUGUCGAGGAAAAAGUCUUGCUGGACGACGGACAGGUCAAUCAUGCUCUAAGAGGAGCUGUACGAUCCCUGCUGAAAGAUUACUUGCUCUUCGUCGUGCAACUCGAGACAGAACACAUUCAUGGUGAACUAAGUUUGCAGAAGCUAUGGUUUUACAUUCAGCCUACUAUGCUUACGAUGUCCAUACUCUCUCAGAUUACAUCUACGAUAUGUAACGCAAAUGCUAGAGGGGACAAAGUACCGAGUCUUCUGCAUGAGCAGACACUGAACAACGUUAGCGGCGAGGCAAAAUCUAAAGAGCUGUGCUUGUAUCUCAUUCAAGCGGCGAGCAUGCCAUAUAUGCAAAUUUUAGAAAAAUGGGUUUACAAAGGAGUGAUAUGCGAUCAUGGACCUAUAAUAUAUGGACUGCGCAUUCCCCUUACUAUACACAAGUUAGAAUGAGACUAACGUGUAUCCCCAGAUUCGUGCAUGGUUUACAGGCCAAAAUACACGAUCCUGUGAAUGUUCAUAACAAACGGAGAGUGAGAG